AGUGGCCUCUGGCCCUCGGAAUCGGAUUCGUAUUUUCCCGUGUGAUCACAAUCACGGCGGUCGUGGAUUGGUGGGUUUAUAGCCAAUCACGGUUGCCGCAAGAUGUUGUUGUGGGACGCGCGCCGGCACAUUCGCACACGCAUGCCGUCGAAGCGAGUGCGCGUGAAGGCCGAGGCGGCGCCGGUGCUCGGCCCCGUCUUUCUGCAGAAAAUCUUCCGGCUCUUCAGCGAGACGCCACGCCACGUCGCUCACUGGGGCCGCGACGGCCGCACGGUGCGCAUCGAGGACCCACAUCGGUUUGCCCUGGAUGUUUUGCCCUUGUACUUCAACCACAGCAAUUUUCUGAGCUUUGUGCGCCAGCUCAAUUUUUACGGCUUUCGCAAGUACAAGCCCGAGGACGGGCUGAGCCACCUGCCGUCCGAGAAGGCGUCAUAUGCGUGGGAGUUUAUCCACGACCGCUUCCAACGCAGCGCGCCAGAGCUCGUCGCGACGAUCCGCCGCAACGGGCACGUUGCGCCGCCGCCAACUAGUGACGCCACGCCACAGACGCUGCCGGACCUCCAGAUGCAGGUGCAGGAGCUGCAGCGGAACAGCCAAGACAUGGUGGCGCGCAUCUCAGCACUCACGUCGCUCCUCUCCGAGUUUGUGCGCGAUCAACAGGAAACCACCGAGCCAUCAUUGCCUUCCAGCGACGACGAUGGACCACACCACAACGACGUAUAUGGAAUGCGUUGACACAGCGAAUCAAUGAGAAAUUGUAUGAACUAAGUGAUCUUACCACCGAGCAAAUAAGGACUGAUUGCGCGACAAUUGACGACAGGUU
Molecule: messenger RNA, 823 nt
Organism: Saprolegnia diclina VS20
Lineage: Eukaryota; Oomycota; Saprolegniomycetes; Saprolegniales; Saprolegniaceae
Exons: 1
Coding region: 103-735 (210 amino acids)
Biological process (GO): regulation of DNA-templated transcription
Molecular function (GO): sequence-specific DNA binding; DNA-binding transcription factor activity
Source: RefSeq, a predicted model, not a curated record